CCCGGGGGUGAGAGACUUUGGGGGAGUUGGUGCCCCGCCCCCUAGGCCUUGGUGGGGUCAUGGGGUUCCCCCAUUCUGGGCCGGGGGACGUGCGAGUCGGGGCCCUGCUGCUGCUGGGCUUCUUGGAGCUGGUGUCUGGGCUCAGCCUGGAGCCCGUCUACUGGAACUCGGCGAAUAAGAGGUUUCAGGCUGAGGGUGGUUACGUGUUAUACCCUCAAAUUGGAGACCGGCUAGACCUGCUUUGUCCCCGGGCCCGGCCACCUGGUCCCCACUCCUCUCCCAAUUAUGAGUUCUACAAGCUGUACCUGGUAGGCGGGGCCCAGGGCCGGCGCUGUGAGGCACCCCCAGCUCCAAACCUUCUCCUCACUUGUGACCGGCCAGACCUGGACCUUCGAUUCACCAUUAAGUUCCAGGAGUACAGCCCUAACCUCUGGGGCCAUGAGUUCCGCUCCCACCACGAUUACUACAUCAUUGCCACAUCGGAUGGGACCCGGGAAGGCCUGGAGAGCUUGCAGGGAGGUGUGUGCCUAACCAGAGGCAUGAAGGUGCUUCUCCGAGUGGGACAGAGUCCCCGAGGAGGGGCUGCUCCCCGAAAACCUGUCUCUGAAACGCCUGUGGAAAGAGAUGGGGGCGCCGCUCACAGCCUGGAGCCUGGGAAGGAGCACACACCAGGUGACCCCAGCAGCAAUGCAACCUCUCGGGGUGCUGAAGGCCCCCUGCCCCCUCCCAGCAUGCCUGCAGUGGCUGGGGCUGCAGGGGGGCUGGCACUGCUCUUGCUGGGCGUGGCAGGGGCUGGGGGUGCCAUGUGCUGGAGGAGACGGCGGGCCAAACCUUCGGAGAGUCGCCACCCUGGUCCUGGCUCCUUUGGGAGGGGAGGGCCUCUGGGCCUGGGGGGUGGGGGAGGGAUGGGGCCUCGGGAGGCUGAGUCUGGGGAGCUAGGGAUAGCUCUUCGGGGCAGUGGGGCCGCAGACCCCCCCUUCUGUCCCCACUAUGAGAAGGUGAGUGGCGACUAUGGGCAUCCUGUGUACAUCGUGCAGGAUGGGCCCCCCCAGAGUCCUCCAAACAUCUACUACAAGGUAUGAGGGCCCCUCUCACCGGCUCUCCUGGCUUCAACCCUUCGUGGGGGUGCUCCCUCCAGUUUAAUCCAUGGCUUGAGGGCUGCCACUAGCUUCUCCUUGGCCCCCUUUACCCUGCCACCUCCAUCGUCCCUCCUGGCUAUGCGUGUUCUCCACUUUUAGGAUUUCUAAAAAUCCCACUGAACCACCUCCUGCCCUAUUUGGGCUGUGUGCCCUCUUUGUCUCUGUAUCCGUGGGUCCUGUUCCCUGGGGUCGGGGGAGCAGGGGCUCAGCCUCUACUGUUGACCAUGACCCAGAUGUCCUGGCCCUUCUCACCCACUGAGAGUCGGGGCGGGGCCAAGUCUGUCCGUUGUUGGUUGGCAUCUCUUUCUGCCUCUCACUGUUUUUCUCUCUUCUCUCUCUCUUUCUAUCUCUUAUUCUCUGUCUCUUUCUUCUGUCUAGCUCUGUCCUCUUCCCUAGCAGUCUCCUCCCUCCAUCUCCUUUUACCCUCUUGGCUUCUUAUCCUGUGUCUCUCCCAUUUCCGGGGUGGGGGCAUCAAGGCAUGGCUCCCCCCAGCUCUUCUGACCUCUUUCACCAACCACUCCCCUCAGUCCACCAAAAAAUGGGGGGGGGGCCUUACAGGGAAGGCUCUGGCAUCCUCCCAGUGCAGGCAGGCCAUGGGCAGCAGGGCCUGUCUCUUUGCCCUGCCCCUCCGCUGCCCCCCCUCCACCCCCAGGCCUCUACCUACUUGCUUCAUCCAUUUGGGGUGGUUGGGUUACAGCGGCUACCAUGAGAAGUGUCCCGUUUUGUCCAGGAGUGGCCAGUGACAAGAUAUGAACGGUCAGGACGUGUAUGGACUUGGUUUGAUCCUGAAUGGACCACUUGGGACAGAAAGUGACUUGAUCCAGACAGGAAGUGAUCGGGCCAGGACAGGAAUGGCCCCGGAAGUGGCAGCAGCCAAGCAGCAGGAACUGGAAGUGCCUUCAUCCAGGACAGGAAGUAGCACUUCUGAAAUAGGAGUGGUCUGGCUGGAACUCUGAAGUGGCUUAG
Messenger RNA from Echinops telfairi (small Madagascar hedgehog), 2105 nucleotides. RefSeq names its product ephrin B3 (gene EFNB3). The record is from RefSeq and is a predicted model, not a curated record. The coding region runs from base 60 to 1082 and encodes 340 amino acids. The transcript is spliced from 5 exons. Lineage: Eukaryota; Metazoa; Chordata; Mammalia; Afrosoricida; Tenrecidae. Gene Ontology annotation, biological process: ephrin receptor signaling pathway; axon guidance. Gene Ontology annotation, molecular function: ephrin receptor binding. Gene Ontology annotation, cellular component: plasma membrane.